Molecule: messenger RNA, 495 nt
Organism: Arabis nemorensis
Lineage: Eukaryota; Viridiplantae; Streptophyta; Magnoliopsida; Brassicales; Brassicaceae
Source: the annotation of a GenBank genome assembly
AUGCAGUAUGAGCUGGAUACAUAUUGCAGUGAUCAUGCAAAAGCAAAUCAGAGUGUGAUAAAGACGAUGGAACCUGAACAAACAAAAUUUGGAGGUCCGAGAGAGUUGUGUGGUGCUGUGGAUCUUAUAUCUCAAUACAAACUAUUGCAACACUAUGAAUUCUUUUGCAAAAGAUCACUUCCCGCAUCGCUAUCAGAUGCCCAUUAUCUUCAUAAUGUGGUUGGAGACACAGAGAUCAGAAAAGGAGAAGGAAUGCAGUUAGAUCAGCUUAUUGAGAACAUGUCACAGAGCCGGGAGACUAAUACCCGCAUUCAACCUUUUGAUAUAGAUGAGCUCAAGGAGGCUUUCCAACUAAAUGAUAUGACUCCUGUUGAAUUGGCCCCAAAAAGGAAACACGAUGGAGAUGAAGAUCUUAAUGACGUUCAGAGGCACAAAAAAAACAAGCAUAAGAGCUCAAAGCUUGAUGAGAUGGGUGCUAUAAGGGUUGCUGGCUGA